CAGCUGCCCCCCCAGCAGGACUCCCAGCUGGAGGAGGCCACCCGAAGCCUCCACAAGGCCCUGGCCCUGGAGGGUCUGAGGGACUGGUACCUGAGGAACACCUUAGGAUCCACCCACCAGAACCAGGCCAGUGGAAAGGUCUCGUCAGGUGCCAACACUAAGCCGAGUGGUGGGGUCAAAGGUCAGACCGGAGGGGUCGAUGCCCUGCAGCGAAGACGCACUGCCCACGGAGUCCUCCAGCAGUCGACCUAUCAGAGUCAUCACUACGCCGCGCCGCAUCACAAGCAGACGCUGCCGCACUCCGCCACGUUCCACGGACAUCCGCUGCACGGGAGGUCUGUGGACGGCUCGCUCUACCAGGACUCCUGUCUGUCCCAGAAACAGGAAGUUCCCCUCAGAGACUUGGCAGUGGACCAGCCGUCUCCUGGGACUCUGGUCUGAUCACCAGCCAAUCAGAGGAAGAGACUUGGACGGACCCCGGCCCGGUUCUCUGGACCUCCUGUGAUUGGGUGAUGAUGAACCAGUUGACCCAGUUCAGAGACCAGCCGAACACCCGGACGCCCCAUGCACCUUAAAGACAGGUUCGCCUUACCAAGACCUUCAUCUGACCUGAGAGGUCUGCUAAGGAAGACCAUCUACUCCUCAGAGUGUUCAGUGGUCUCUGGAGGAGUCACGAACCUGAACCAGAACCAGAACCUGCCUGAACCCAGCAGGGGACCGAUGGUUUACCGCUGUUUGGGAGAACAGCGUCCAACUGGAACCCGGCACUGAGGAGCAAGAGUCCCUCUCUUCUCAGGGUUCCUGGUCCGGAAAGGUUCCCGUUAGCCGGUUCUCGUAUCGCCACAGCUGGACUGUGGAGCGCCAACCGGUCCAGGUUCUGGGUUCCUGGUCCUCAGACUCUGCUCAGACAAUCAGACUCUUUCUCAGCCACCAGGGGGAACCUGCACUCCCCAACGACGGAGCCCUCCUGCUCUCUGACAUCACCAGCUGACAUCACCAGCCCUGUUCAGCUCAGGCGUCUACCUGUUAAAGCCUCAGGUGGAGCGUCAGGCUCUCAGGAUCCAGGCUGUGAUUGGUCAGCUGGCUGUCGUCAUGCAGCUGGCCAAUGAGAAGCUGCCAGCUCAGCUGAGGCGGAGCUCCAGACUCAGGAAGAUGGCCGCCAUCCUGGUCGCUGCCUACGCUGUCAAAAAGCUGUCUCCGUACAUGUGGAGGAGGCUACAGAGAGGGGCAGCAGGUGAUGAGGGAGGCGGGGCUAAAACACCGGUGGGCGUGGUCAGCACUGUGGAGGGCGGUGAAGAUGAGAAGAAGAAGAAGAAGAAAGUGGACAGGUCUCCAUCAGUCAACAGAGACUUCGUCCUCAGACUGUCUCACCUGCUGAAGCUCCUGUUUCCACGGUUACUGUGUCCAGAGUUUGGCCUGCUCGCUCUGCACUCCAUCACCCUGAUGUCCCGCACCUUCCUGUCCAUCUACGUGGCUUCUCUAGACGGUAUGAUCGUCAGGUGCAUCGUGCAGAAAGAUCCGCGCGCCUUCGUGCUGCAGCUGUCCAAGUGGCUCCUCGUCGCAGUUCCUGCGACGUUCAUCAACAGCGCCAUCAGGUUCCUGGAGGGUCAGCUGACCCUGAGCUUCAGGAGUCGAUUGGUCAGCCACGCCUACCAGCUGUACUUUACCAACCAGACGUAUUACCGCAUCAGCAACAUGGACGGCCGUCUGUCCAACCCGGACCAGUCUCUGACCGAGGACAUCGUCAUGUUCUCCGCCUCCGUCGCUCACCUGUACUCCAACCUGACCAAGCCCAUCCUGGACGUGGUGGUCACCUGCUACACGCUGCUGCGCACCGCCCAGUCCAAAGGGGCCGACACCACGUGGCCCUCUGCCAUCGCCGGCCUGGUGGUGGCGCUCACUGCCAAGGUGCUGCGCUCCUGUUCGCCGCACUUUGGGAAGCUGGUGGCCGAGGAGGCGAAGAGGAAGGGAGACCUGCGCUACAUGCACUCACGCAUCAUCGCCAACUCCGAGGAGAUCGCUUUUUACGGCGGACACAAGGUGGAGCUGUCCCAGCUGCAGCGGAGCUACGCCUCCCUGUCGUCUCAGAUCCAUCAGAUCCUGCUGAAGCGGCUCUGGUACGUCAUGCUGGAGCAGUUCCUCAUGAAGUACGUCUGGAGCGCGUCCGGCCUCGUCAUGGUGGCCGUGCCCAUCAUCACCGCCACAGGAUACUCCAAAAAUGACUCUGAGGAGGUGAAGCGGGCGGCCAUGGUAAUGAAAGAGGAGGAUCUGGUCAGCGAACGAACGCAGGCCUUCACCACGGCCAGGAACCUCCUGAACGCCGCCGCCGACGCCGUGGAGAGGAUCAUGAGCUCCUACAAGGAGGUGACGGAGCUGGCCGGCUACACGUCCCGCGUCUGGGAGAUGUUUGUCGUGUUUGAGGACGUGAGCCGAGGAAUCUACCGCCGCUCCGCCGACCCGGAGGAACCGGCAACCCGCCGAGGAGCGGCGGUCCUGCAGGGCCAGAGGAUCAGCGGCCCACUGCAGAUCACAGGUCAGGUGAUCAGCGUGGAGAAUGGGAUUCGCUGUGAGAACCUGCCCAUCAUUACGCCCACUGGAGACGUUGUGGUAUCCAGCCUCAACAUUCAGGUGGAGGACGGGAUGAAUGUUCUGAUCACGGGUCCAAACGGCUGUGGGAAGAGCUCGCUGUUCAGGAUCCUCAGUGGGCUCUGGCCCGUUUACGGAGGAGCUCUGUACCGACCAGAACCCCACAACAUGUUCUACAUCCCCCAGAGGCCUUACAUGUCGGAGGGAACCCUCAGAGACCAGGUCAUCUAUCCGGACUCGGUGGACGACUUGGUCCAGAAGGGACUGACGGAUUCGGACCUGGAGCAGAUCCUCCGGACCGUCCACCUGCUCUACAUCCUGGACAGGGAGGGCGGCUGGGAGUCCGUCAGCGACUGGAAAGACGUUCUGUCAGGAGGAGAGAAGCAGAGGAUGGGGAUGGCCCGCAUGUUCUACCACCGGCCGCGGUACGCCCUGCUGGAUGAAUGCACCAGCGCCGUCAGCAUCGACGUGGAGGGAAAGAUCUUCCAGGCUGCAAAGGAUGCUGGGAUAGCGCUGCUGUCCAUCACGCACCGGCCCUCCCUCUGGAGGUACCACUCCCACCUGCUGCAGUUCGACGGAGAGGGAGGCUGGAAGUUCGAGCCGCUGGACGCCUCCGCCCGCCUGUCCAUGCAGGAGGAGAAGCAGCGCCUGGAGAACCAGCUGUCUGGGAUUCCCAGGAUGCAGCAGCGGCUGUCCGAGCUGCGGCUGCUGCUGGGGGAGCCGGAGGAUGAGGACACGGCGGAGAGCCGGGUCGCAGCGGCGCCGCUCUGCUAGGCGGACCGCGCACGUGACCGCGCACGUGACCGCGCACGUGACCGCGCACGUGACCGCGCACGUGUUCUGGGGAGGCACCUGAGCAUCCACGUCAUUUAAACUUUUAACCAGUUCCUGUUUGCUGUCUGAGGCUCCGCCCCUUCCYGCCCGUUGUUCCGGGUCAGAGGUCACCUGCCCUGGACAGCAGACACACCUGUGGUGUGUGGAACCUGGUCGUGGUCCCGCAUUUCAAAGCUUUUAGUAACUGAUUGUUGUUAAUUAUUAGAACAUGUUGAUGUCAUCCAUGAUGCUGCAGUCGCUGCUUCAGCCGCCGAGCCUCACCUGUCAGGGGGCGGAGCUUCACCUGUAAACGACCUGGUUAAACCAGAACCAGAACACUGAUGGAUCAGCGGUCAGAAUCGGUCUGCUUCUGUUCCCUACCUGUGAUUGGCCACCUGCAGAUGACUCCGCCCCCUCUCAGGUGAGCUCCAAUCAGACAGGAAGCCGUUACUCCUGGGAGCGUGCACGUGUCCCCGGGAGCGUGCACGUGUCCCCGGGAGCGUGCACGUGUCCCCGGGAGCGUGCACGUGUCCCUGGGAGCGUGCACGUGUCCCUGGGAGCGUGCACGUGCCCUGUACCUGGCCGAAGCGGUUUCUCUGAUGCAGCCGACUUACGUAAGGUCACAUGACCCGGGUCAGAGGUCAUGUGACAGCUGUAGAUUGUAAUGAGCCAUUUUGACUGUAACUGUGUGAACCAAUCAGAUUUGAGCUCCUCAGCGACCAAUCAGAGCUGAGCUGAAGAUGAUGAUGAUGAAGAGGCCUUAU
This is a messenger RNA of Poecilia reticulata (guppy), 4163 nucleotides long. NCBI's taxonomy places the organism in Eukaryota, Metazoa, Chordata, Actinopteri, Cyprinodontiformes, Poeciliidae. The record is from RefSeq and is a predicted model, not a curated record.